Molecule: messenger RNA, 1235 nt
Organism: Homarus americanus (American lobster)
Lineage: Eukaryota; Metazoa; Arthropoda; Malacostraca; Decapoda; Nephropidae
Product: TLC domain-containing protein 3A-like
Exons: 6
Coding region: 226-1041 (271 amino acids)
Biological process (GO): lipid homeostasis
Cellular component (GO): membrane; endoplasmic reticulum
Source: RefSeq, a predicted model, not a curated record
UGGGUAAGGCAUUGUAGAUGUGCUUUACCUCACAUAGAAAGAAGCUAAUGGUUACCUGUAUAGAGGUUUAAUGUUCCUAAUUAUAUCCUAAACACGUUACCACAAUUUACAUUUUAUUUUUAUUAAGAGUGUCCAAAAUGCGCUAAAGUUAACUGAAAGUCUGGUUAAGUAAGGACAGAUCCUAGAAGUCAAGAUAUUUUCAGUUUUGUGGUGACAAUAUAGAAAAUGCAUUCAGUAGUUAAAGGUGUCCUCCUGUCUGGGGUGACUGGCUUGGGUUGGAUGGCUCUGUUUCGUCUCAGUAACAGUCUUCUAACACACUAUUUUAGAGCCAGAGACUGGAAGAUGUCUCACCACCACAUAAUGAAUAUAUGUGAGGCUCUUGUGUCUGGCAUUCAGGCUGUGACAUCCUCUGUGUGUGGGAUUAUUGUGGUGGCUUCUUGUCGCCAUGAUGUAAUGUGGGCCGUCCACCCUCUAGCUGCUUGGUAUGCCUGGGUUGCUGGCAGCUACUUUGUGUAUGAUACUGUUGCUAUGUAUCAGGUUCACUUGUCUAGUCUACCCAAAGUUCCAGAACGUUUUGUGACGCGUCUGUCGAGCUACCUGAAGAGGAGGACGCUACUGGUAUUACACCAUGUUGUUGUGGCAACGUUUUUGUUCCCAGUCUUGGUGUACAGAAGAGGUGUUGGUGACUUCUUUGUAGGAUGUUUUUACUGUGUGGAGCUGAGUGGUCCUUUCACCAACCUGCGCAUCAUUCUCAGCCGAACUGGUCUGAAAGAUUCAAGGUGGUACACACUCAAUGGGAUAGCUAUGAUCGUAUCCUUUGCAACGUGUCGAGUUCUAGCGUUUCCCUACAUGUACCUGGCUUAUGGGGCUCAGUAUAACAUUGGUAUUAUGGAUGUGAUAUGGAAGAUCCCUGUGCACUGUAAUGUGGGUUCCCUUAUGGUGCUCCUACCUCAACUCCACUGGCUGAGACUGAUGGUUCUAGGGGCAGUGAAGAUGGCUCGAGGGAAGAGGGUAACUGAAGCCGAAGAGAAAAUCGAUUAAAAGUGAAAAAUUUCCAGACUAGGGAAUCCGGGGAAAAUAUUGAAGAUAUUUUAAAAUGCUGUAGAAUGAUGUAUUUAAGAAUUUUGUACAUAAUUUCUGUACUUAAAGUUUUGUAAAUGUUUGUUAACCCAAUAUAGCCAUUCUUUGUAGCACUAUAUUUUGGAAUUUUAUUUUAAUUAAAAAAAAAACAAUUA